Molecule: messenger RNA, 3733 nt
Organism: Macrosteles quadrilineatus (aster leafhopper)
Lineage: Eukaryota; Metazoa; Arthropoda; Insecta; Hemiptera; Cicadellidae
Exons: 2
Coding region: 544-2193 (549 amino acids)
Cellular component (GO): nucleus
Molecular function (GO): DNA binding
Source: RefSeq, a predicted model, not a curated record
CGGUCGGGUAAGAGUACGCAGGGAUUUUUUGGUCAGUUGGCAGCACUGCAGGGAAUUAGUUUUGUGCUAGUUCAGUGUGCCACCAACGAAGAAGGAAGCCGCCAUCACGCCGAACUUCAGCUCGUCUUCGUUUGGAUUUGACAAGGUAAAAUGCAGUUUUUAUACUUUGGCAUGUAAUAUUUUGAACACAGAACUUAUGAUUUUGUGACCUGAUUAUAGCUUGUAGAUUCCUUUGUCCCACAUAGUAGCUUAGAAUAGUUAAUUAGGAAUCGAACGAUGUAAGUUUUGAGUCAGUUGCUGACAGGUGCUGGCACCUAGUGACAUUUUUUUUAAAUAUGGUCUGGGAGGCUAAGAGUACGCAGCACUGCGUACUCUUACCCACACUGCGUACUCUUAUCCUCCCUGUCGGCGAUUGCUACAUAAAAAAAUCAAUCUGCUCUUGUUUGGAGAUCAAUCAACUCAAAUUGUCAAUCUGUUCAAUUUCGUUAUUUAGCAAUAAAUUAGUAACAUUUUCUUUUUUUCAGAUUCACUGUUUUCUUUAAAAUGGCUCCAUACAAAAGAAAAACCGACAGAGUACUUUUAACCGCUGAGACCUUGGAAGAAGCUAAACGAAAACUAGAAGCUGGGAAGAGCAAGAGGGAAGUAGCUCGAGAGUUGGGGAUCAACGAGUGCACUUUGCGAAAAAGGCUGAAAACUGGGACAGUAGCAGAGUCACUUGGGAGAUACAAGAAGGCCUUGACUGAUGAGAUGGAGCGUGAGCUAGCUCAACAUUGCAGGGACCUUGACUCAAGAUUUUAUGGAUUGACUAGGAAACACAUAAUGAAAGUUGCUUUUGACUACGCUCAAAUGAAUGGUGUUUCUGAACGGUUCAAUCAAGAAAAAAAAAUGGCUGGCAAAGAUUGGCUAAAAUCUUUUUGUAAAAGAAACAACCUCUCUGUUAGGGCACCUGAAAAUUGUAGUAUGGCUAGGGCAAUUGGUUUCAAUAGAGUUCAGGUGUCUAGGUUUUAUGAUAAUUUGAAAGAAUGUUGCAUUCAAAAAAAGUUUCCUGCUCACAGGAAAUUUAAUGUUGAUGAGACAGGGUUGUCGACAGUCCCUAGUAGGACUCCAAAGGUAUUGACGCCUAAAGGUAAAAAAACAGUUUGCAAAAUUGCAAGUGCUGAGCGGGGAAUAACAGUCACAGCAGUGUGCUGCAUGAGUGCAACUGGAGUUUUUGUGCCUCCUGCACUAAUUUUUCCAAGAAAAAGAAUGAAUCCUUCUCUUUUCACAGAUGCUCCUCCUGGAACUUUGAGACUUGUGACGGACACUGGAUAUAUGAACUCCGAUCUAUUUCUUGAUUGGCUGAAACAUUUUGUGCAGCAUACAAAACCAUCUGCUGAUGACCCUGUUUUACUCAUCGCUGACAAUCACUCUACACACUGUUCCCUUCAGGCAAUUUUGUACUGCCGAGAGAACAAUGUCACAUUUUUGACUCUUCCACCUCAUGCAAGCCACAUCAUCCAACCUCUCGAUAAGUGUUUCUAUGGCCCACUCAAAUCAGCAUUUUCAACUGAAGCGGAAAAAUGGCUUGUUCAACAUCCUGGUGAAGUGAUAAAGUUGAGAGAUGUAGCUGGCAUUUUCAAAGAAGCUUAUUCAGCAACAGCCAAGAUAAAGCUCGCUGAAAAAGGAUUUAAAGUUACUGGUAUCGAACCCUUUAAUCCAGACAUCAUUGAUGAUGAGCUUUUUGCCCCAUCCCUUGUCACUGAACAACCUCAAAGCCAAAAUGAAGAUGAGACAGCAAACCUCCAAGACCAAGUGACUGAUGCCAGUAAUCCAGACAAAGACUUAGCCCUACCAUUGGAUAUCGAGUCACCUGAGGGACAGCAAGCUGCAGACCCACUGGAACUUGUACCUGAGGCACAGAUAAUCAAAAGUUCGACUCAAAGUUCAACUAUAAAAAAGUCCAUUCAUUUGUUACUUCCUUUGCCAAAACGAGAGGUCAUGCCAGAUCAGAAAGGCAAACGCCCAUCUCAAAAAUCAGAAAUAAUUACUUCUUCACCUUUUAAAGCUAAGUUAGAGAACAAGGAAAAGGUCAAACUAAACCUAGAGAAAGAGAAAUUGGAAAAAAUUGAAAGAAUUAAAGCUAAUAAGGUUGCGAAAAAAGCCUUUUUAAAGGAUUUCAAACAGAAAAAGUUAAAAAUAACCCUGCGAGCCUAAAGAAAAAGGGAGUUAAUAUAAAAAUUGAGAAAAGCACACCUAUUAAGCAGAACAAGGUUAUCAAAAAAGAACCUUCAGACGUUAUUCCCAAAAAAAUCCUACGCCUUGAUCAACCAUGCUCAAGUUCAGCCCAACCGGGAACUUCCCAAGACAGGAGUUCUCAAGAAGACGUCACCGUCUGCGGUGGAUGCGGAGAAUCUUUUGUUGAAGACUGGAUCCAGUGUGGAAUCUGCAAUGUGUGGUGGCAUGAGACUUGCUCUGCUUAUGAAGGCAGCGGACCAUUUGUGUGUGAUCACUGCUAGUGCGUACUCUUAGCCCAUCAUCCGCGUACUCUUACCCUCCCGGGAGCCCAAGAGUACGCAAAUGGCAUUUUUUUCUAAAUAAUUUUUUAUUAACUUAUAUUUUUAUAUAAAUGUACAAAACUUUGUACUUUUGAUAGGUAAUAACUAAAGCAUAUUGUGUGAAAAUUUGAGUUUCAUAUACCUUAUACCCAAUCAUUUAUGACCAAUCAUUUACAGCAAAAAAUGCACUAAGUGCGUACACUUAACCUCCCUUACCCUACCCCUCAAAAAAGCCAAUUGCCUCGCGCCCUAGGCAAGUGACUACCGUGCCUAUUCGGUCAAUCGGUCCUGACUAAACACGUUCUGUAUUGCUGUACUUGUGCCCCGUGCUCGUGUGUGUCUUCCAAAAUAUCAUACAAGUUUAGCUACCUCUUCCGGCCGGACCGAAACGAUUCGUACAAGUGUAGCCACCCCUCACAAAUUCGGGCCGGACCGAACCGAACCGGACCGGACCGAAUCGGGCAAGUGUAGCCGCUGCUUAAGGUGCGUACCUAUUAAUUAUCGUACAAUCAAUCUCGGUAGAAGAAUGUUUUAAAAAAGAUAUUUUAUUCUUGGUAUUUGAGUGAAUUUUAUAUUUUUCCGGUGUAGUGGGUAUUAAAAUCUUUGAAAUGUCACCUGAUUUAUGGAAAUUGGCGAAGAAUUAAGGAAGUAAUGGCCUACCGACAAAAUAAAGUAGUUUAUAAAUUAUAAUAUAUAUGGAUUGUUGUAUAACAUACCAACAAAGCAAUUGUGAACGUUUUGGUCAGAAACGUAAAAAUAGCUUUGGCUUUGGGAAGUUCAAACAAAUAUUUAUUAGAAAAUAGCUAAAAGGCUGCCAAGCUUUUUUAGCAAUUUAUGUUCAUUACUGACUUAAAGGGGUCACAGGCGGGGCAACAGAUCAGAUAUAAAUAUAAUUUGUGAUUGUUUAUCAAUUGAAUUUAAAUAUUUUAAACAUCUAGUUGAUACAAUUUACAAUUCCUGAAUAACUGUUACUAUUACCAUUAGUUCGUUACGUAACCUAGAUUUUGAGUGUAGAACGAAGUAGCUAUAUCCACAAAUUAAUGUCUAUUUUUGGAAAUAUAUCUACAUAGUCAAGCUAUGUUUGUACAGAUUUAAAUGGUUAGUAUAUAGAUUAUGAUGAAUAUUAAAUAUUUUAAGAGUACUUCUUAUUGGUUAGUUAGUAUUAUAAAUAGUGUAAUUGAAUUUUAAGAGUUUAUUCG